AUGGCGGCUCCGGAUUCGCAGUGCGCCUCCACAGAAAUCACCUGCGAAUCCGGAGCCGCCAUGGCCGCCUCGUUAGCCAACGGCGGCCUCUGCCCGCUGUCAGGUGACCAGGUGCUGUCGCCGGCGGCAACGCGGAGCAUGCUGUCCAUGAUGCAGGUGGCGGGAAUGAAGGAUUACUCCACCACCUUCCACUACAAGACGUCGGUCCCGGCCGUGUCCAGCAGCCACGGCUCCCUGCUGGCGGUGGUUCCUGGUGUUUUGGGUCUGGUGGCGCUCUCUCCGGAGACGGACGCCUGCGGGAACCCGUGGAGGGCCGUCCACUUCUGCCAGGAGCUGAUUUCCACGUUUCAGCUGCACAGUUUUGACAUCAGGACUCCGUUCAGACAGAUUCUGGCCUACAGACAGUGGAAGACUGAAUCUGAGGGAUACCAGAUCAUGAACGUCCUGCUUGCGGCUUUUAAAGGGAACGUCCAGGCCCUGAGGAGGUACUUCCUGUCUGGAGUCGAUGUAAACGCCGUCGAUUAUGACGGCAGGUCGGCUCUGCACGUGGCGGCCGCCGAAGGUCACGCUGAGGUCAUCCGCUUCUUGUUGGAGAACGCCGGAGCAAACCCCGCCCUCAGGGACAGGUGGGGGAGCUCUCCUCUGCAGGAGGCCAGGAGGCACAACAAGGAGGCUGCAGUCCAGCUGCUGCAGGGAUCCACCUGACCCCCAAACUGACCCCAAAACUGACCCCAAAACUGGCCCCCAA
This is a messenger RNA of Plectropomus leopardus (leopard coralgrouper), 748 nucleotides long. The record is from RefSeq and is a predicted model, not a curated record. NCBI's taxonomy places the organism in Eukaryota, Metazoa, Chordata, Actinopteri, Perciformes, Serranidae.